AUGGCUAGACGGGAGAAUAAAGUAGUAAUAAAAUUUGGGCAAGUAACGGCAUCAUAUGCAAAACUGGUCCAGGAGUGUAGAGAGUGCUUUGAGCCGGGAGUCACGAGAAACCUCAAGGAAGAAAGAAAGUGGAGAAUAAAAGACUAUGUGCAGCUAGCCAGACAUUUCUCGGCGUCUCACAUAUGGGCAUUCUCACAGUCUGAGGAGCACAAUAACCUAAAGGUGAUCUCUUUGCUGAGCGAUACAAGCAAGACCUUCUACUUUAAAAUACAUCAGUACAUGUUCAGCUCCAAAAUCAACACGUCGACUCUGAACAUAGGAGACCGGAUGAACGGAUACUUUAUUAUUCCCAUCAACAUCGAUAAGGCUGAUCCAAUCACAGAGCUUAUUGAGGAGAUAAAAAACAACGUAAAUGUGUCGCACCUGACCACCCGAGCAAUUACCAUUAAAAAGCUGAGCGAAGACAGGUACCUAUUCACAAACUACAUAAUAAAGAAGGAGGAGAGGCCGGGCGCAGAAAACCAGGUGAAACUUACUCUUGUGGAAAGAGGCCCAGUCAUGCACCUGGAGCUCCAGAAGAUCGAGAAGGGAAUAUGCAGCGGAGAUGUGAUAUACCACAGAUACAUACACAAGACCCCGGAGGAGCUGCGAGAGAGGGAGCUCCGGAUACAGGAGAGAGAAAGAGAGAAGCAGCGAAGAAAGGCCGUGCAGGAGGAAAAUGUAAGGCGAAAGAAGGGAAAGAAGGAGCCAGCCGCUUCUGCAGAGGAGAGCCAGGAUUCCGACGACUCCUCCGAAGACUCCUCCCCCACAGAAGACAGCGACAAGGAGAACGUUUCGUAG
Molecule: messenger RNA, 840 nt
Organism: Nematocida major
Lineage: Eukaryota; Fungi; Microsporidia
Product: ribosome biogenesis protein SSF1/2
Exons: 1
Coding region: 1-840 (279 amino acids)
Biological process (GO): ribosomal large subunit assembly; rRNA processing
Cellular component (GO): preribosome, large subunit precursor
Molecular function (GO): rRNA binding
Source: RefSeq, a predicted model, not a curated record